This is a messenger RNA of Aethalodelphis obliquidens (Pacific white-sided dolphin), 2918 nucleotides long. RefSeq names its product rhomboid like 1 (gene RHBDL1). The transcript has 8 exons. NCBI's taxonomy places the organism in Eukaryota, Metazoa, Chordata, Mammalia, Artiodactyla, Delphinidae. The record is from RefSeq and is a predicted model, not a curated record. Gene Ontology annotation, cellular component: membrane. Bases 1609 to 2730 code for a protein of 373 amino acids. Gene Ontology annotation, molecular function: serine-type endopeptidase activity.
ACCAUCCUGAGGUCUCAGGCCAGGAUAAGGACCAAUUAUGGCCCAGCCGCAGCCUCAGGGCCUUUAGGUCCAUUGAGAUCCAUGCUGGCCUGAGAGUGAGGCUGGAGGGGGCCUGAUACCUGAGGACCCCCCUGAUGUGACCCCUCCCCACAGCCAGGUGUAGUCACUACCCAAGCCUCAGCAUCCUGUCAGGUUGGCUGAGGUGUGCUGAGGAUCUGGGGUUUUGGGAUGUGCUGAAAUGUCCUGGUGUGCGAGGUGGCCCUGGUCUGGGGGAGCUGCCCUGUUUCUCACACCCCACCCAGAGGCCUCUGCCCCUCCCACUGGGCAGGAGACAGCCAGAGCUCCAGCCUAAGGACAAGGGGACAGAGAACCUUUCUUGGGCUGAGGAGGGGGCUCAGCUUGGAGUUUAGGUGCUCACUCUGGCGUGCAUUCUGGGCGUGGAGCAGAGGCAGUAUGUGGUGUGCUUGGGUGGAGGACCUUGGCCAGACAAGUACCCCCUCUACUUUCUGUAAUUAGUCAUUCUUUGCAAGACAGGCCUUUAGGCCAGGGCCCCUCCCCCAGCCCUGACAAGCUGUUUCUAGAGGCGGGGGAGGUGCCUUCUCGGCAGGGGAUGCUUAGGCCUGACCCAACAGGGGCUGGGGGUCACACCCUUAAGUUGUUUCAACCAUCCCGCUGGCCCCCCAGUUCCAGUGACCUGAGGACCCCUGGUGCAGUUCUUACUAAAGCUGGGCAGGGCAGGAUGCUACUUCUAGCUGCUGCAUCUGUCCUGAGGCUCAGCUGCACAGGCAUUCUGAGCGGUGCUGUCAGGGGUUGCUAUGGUUAUACAUUACCACAGCCUGUCACCUUCCUUAUUGUAGGGGGUCUACCUGUUCUCCCUGGGAAGUAGGGCUCCUCUCCAUCCCAGCUGCGGUCCUGUCCACUGGGGGGCUCUCCCCACCCCCAUGUCCAUGGGUCAGUUUAGCACUGUGGCCACAGGAGUAGUCAGGAACCUUCAGCCCAAGUUGUGUUGGUCCCCACCCACUGAGCAAGGCCUGCUGCAGGGACCUCCCUCAACCCUGCUAGUUGCCCAGUUGGCUUCAGCGCUCGCCGCUGGGGCCGUGGAGCCGCUGUUGCCGGGAAGGGCAAGCAUGUCUGCCAGGGAGGGAGGUGCCUUCAGGGAGCCCGGUGGGGGGAGUCCCCAGCAAUGGGUUGUUCCCUGAAGCCUUCCCCGAGGAGGUGGCAUCGGCGCUGAGGCCCAGACCGGGGCAAAAGGGUGGGCGCAGAAGGGGCUUGCGUGCCGCGCGUGACUCAGUUUCCCGGCUGCUGCCCCGCGGGACGAACAGCUGCAGCCCGGGGCGGGGCGGGGGCGCCGGCACUUGAGCCAAGCGCCCCGCGCAGUUCUUGCCUGGCACGUCCGCGUGCGGGUCGCGCGCGUGUCCUGACCGCGAGUGGCUGGGCUGGCAGCGGCGGCGUGUGCGGCGGGGGCGGGCGGCUCCGUGACGCGGCGCCGAGCGGAGUGGGCGGAGCCGGAGGGCAGGGGCGGAGCGGAGUAGUCCGCAGAGAAGCCCCUCCCGGCCGCGGCCGCCGACCCCGGCCCCCGGCCCCCGGCCCCCGGCCCGGCCUGGCUCUAUGGACAGGAGCUCGCUGCUGCAGCUUAUCCAGGAGCAGCAGCUGGACCCUGAAAACACUGGCUUCAUCGGUGCGGACACCUUCGCUGGCCUGGUGCACCGCCAUGAGCUGCCCCUGGACCCGGCCAAACUGGACAUGCUGGUGGCCCUGGCCCAGAGCAACGAGCGGGGCCAGGUCUGCUACCAGGAGCUGGUGGACCUGAUCAGCAGCAAGCGCUCAAGCAGCUUCAAGCGGGCCAUCGCCAAUGGACAGCGGGCACUGCCCCAGGACGGGCUGCUGGACGAGCCAGGACUGGGUGUCUACAAGCGGUUCGUGCGCUACGUGGCCUACGAGAUCCUGCCCCGAGAGGUGGACCGCCACUGGUACUUCUACCGGCACCGCAGCUGCCCACCCCCUGUGUUUAUGGCUUCGGUCACCCUCGCCCAGAUCAUCGUGUUCCUGUGCUACGGGGCCCGUCUCAACAAGUGGGUGCUGCAGACCUACCACCCUGAGUACAUGAAAAGCCCCCUGGUAUACCACCCCGGCCACCGUGCUCGGGCCUGGCGCUUUCUCACCUACAUGUUCAUGCACGUUGGGCUGGAGCAGCUGGGGUUCAACGCACUCCUGCAGCUGAUGAUCGGGGUGCCCCUGGAGAUGGUGCAUGGCCUGCUCCGCAUCAGCCUGCUCUACCUGGCUGGUGUGCUGGCAGGCUCCCUGACCGUCUCCAUUACUGACAUGCGGGCCCCUGUGGUGGGGGGCUCCGGCGGGGUCUACGCCCUGUGCUCUGCACACCUGGCCAAUGUCGUCAUGAACUGGGCUGGGAUGAGAUGUCCCUACAAGCUGCUGAGGAUGGUGCUGGCCCUGGUGUGCAUGAGCUCCGAGGUGGGCCGGGCCGUGUGGCUGCGCUUCUCCCCGCCACUGCCUGCCUCGGGCCCACAGCCCAGCUUCAUGGCACACCUGGCGGGCGCGGUGGUGGGUGUCAGCAUGGGCCUGACCAUCCUGCGCAGCUAUGAGGAACGCCUGCGAGACCAGUGUGGCUGGUGGGUGGUGCUGCUUGCCUAUGGCACCUUCCUGCUCUUCGCCAUCUUCUGGAACAUCUUUGCCUACGACCUGCUGGGUGCCCACAUUCCCCCGCCACCCUGACAAGAGUUCCCAGGGCCACACCAGCCAGGGCGCAGCAUCCGUGGGCCAGCCACUAGGGAGGCCUGCAUGUUCGUCCUCUGUGAAUGUAUGUCUUGAGGCUGCUUCUUCCUGGUGGGUGCAGGUGGCCCCUGUGGCCCACUGACUGCAGGCCAAGCCUUACACCAGCCCUGGCCACCCCCUCCCAGGCC